This is a messenger RNA of Lucilia cuprina (Australian sheep blowfly), 1258 nucleotides long. RefSeq lists its product as uncharacterized. NCBI's taxonomy places the organism in Eukaryota, Metazoa, Arthropoda, Insecta, Diptera, Calliphoridae. The record is from RefSeq and is a predicted model, not a curated record. The transcript is spliced from 4 exons. The coding region runs from base 613 to 1242 and encodes 209 amino acids.
UCUUGUCUGUAGUCUAGUGUUAAAGUUUGUAUAGUGAAUUCUCAUUUGAAAUUUAAUAAUAAAACUUCAUUCUAAACGAUAUAUGAAAUUUAAGACUAUUUAUCCUAAUCUGCGGUGUUAAUUUGAGUUUGUGCAUGAAAUUCGUAUAAGUAACGUAACAAUCAUACAGUGUUAUGUUUACCAUUUUAAUAUUUUUUUACCGUUAAAAAAUAACUUGUGUAUAAAAUUGUAAAUAAUGUGUAAAUUCGGAAGUUUUUUUAAUGUGGCAACUUCAGCAACUGUCCAAUAGCUUUUAAGCUUAAUUUUUUGCACCCCCAAAAGCAGCUGCUGCAAACAUUCCAUAUCACACCACCAACACCACCCCUUUUUUCUAACAAACAAAAAAGGAACACUAACAAUUAAGGAAAAUUUUUUGACUCAUACAGUUUGUUGGUAACAAAUAGAAGAAAAUUUAAAAUUUUACAACUAAAAAUAGUUUUUAUAGUUUACAAUUAAAAUAAAUCUUAGAUAAAAUCAAGUUUCCUACUUACUGCUACCUCCAAGUUUAAAAAAGAAAAAAAAAAAACUUAAAAAGAAAACCCCCAAAAAUAGAAAAAUCAAAAGUACAUAAUUAUGGCAAAUUGUGAUUUAUAUGACAUUUGGUCCAAGGCCUGUAAUCAUUAUGACAUACCCGAAGAUACAAUACGUUCCUGGUAUGAACGUAUACGCAGUAAACUCAAUGAGGAUGUCACCAAACGUGUCUAUCACAAUUGGUCUUGUAUGUUGGCACCCAAACGCACUGAAUUGGAAACAGCCAAACCACAUAUUGUCUUAGCUGCCUUUUUCCAAUAUUAUGAAUUUGAUUUAGAAAGAAGUUGUGUACAAGAUAAUUGUAAAAUAUUUCGAGAAUUCUGUCAAGAUGGUUUAAUUGAAGAUGAAAAUAUGAAACAGUUGGUCUGCCGUUUAUUGGGCGAAAAGAGUACAGAAGCAAUUAAUGGUGACAUUGAUUAUGAUAUGGCAUUUUUACAGGAUUUGGAUUUAUUAAUAUUGGCCUCAACGCCAGAUGUUUACAAAAACUAUGCACAAUUGUCACGUCAAGAGUGGUCUACAGCGGGUAAAACUAAUUUCGAUAUGUUAAGGCGUAAAACACUCACCACAUUAUUGGCCUUGGAUAUCUAUCAAACUCCAGAAUUUAGUAAUAAAUAUGCCAAAAUAGCACGUGCCAAUAUUGAACAAGAACUUAAAGAAUUAGAAAAUUGUUAGAUAAAUGCAAAAAUUC